UUUCUUUGAGAAACUGAAAUCAAGUCUCCCAGAAAAGCUGCAAUAAAGGCCAGGGUUGAACUCACUAAAUGCUGGAGAUUUUAAUAUUAUAUUAAUUGUGUACUUUUCUUUACACUCUGAAAAAUGAAUGGUUUAAUUGACUGGAAAUUAUAGAAUCAUUGGUGUACGCUACGGUCGAGACGGUUCUUUCGUUCUCCUUUGAAGUUACGACUUUACAACAGUGAAUUAUCUCAGAAGGCUCAUGUGUUUCCUUUCAGUGUUGAGGUGGUAGAGCAGUGUUAUGGCUGUGAGUCGUAGUGCUGUCUUUCAUGUGUAGAAGUGGUGUUACUCAGGGCAGAAGAUGCCCUCGCCAGACUGUGGCGCUUCAGAUAUGGUGGAAUUCUGCGCGCGCGUGUGUGUGUGUAGAGUUGUCUGGCUGUGUGCCCAGGCAUGCCAUGUGGUCCUCAGAUGGCAGUGGAAUUUAAGGGGAGGGACAGACGGACCACCGCUUCUCUCCCACUGAGACAGGAACAGGAAAGGUGCUCUCUCUCUCUCUCACCUCCUGUAGCCUGUAGUCUGGCGGUUCAGUUUCUGUCGUUAUAUCAGCGCACACACUGCUUGAGCGCCUUCCCUCCUUCCUCCCAGGAUGUGAAAGACCACCGAUUACGAACACCCACGGGGGACUUAGCAAGACUACAAGUAAUGAAGUUACUAAAGUUUGUGCUUAACUGAUUGUUCAUGCGUAGUGUAGAUCAAUGAUUAGUGUAACGAACGCUGUUGGCAUUUUUACUUUUUCUGGGAUUUGCUCUUCUGUCACGUUCUAACUUAUCACAAGUCACUCAUUAGUUAUCGCAGAGGGUGGCUGCUGGUAAAUUAGCACUAUAUUGAUUGCCUCAGGUUCUAAUGCUUUAACCCUUAGAGGUUGCAGUUGUUGGCAGUGAUAACCAAAGCAGAAUUAUUUCUCAUUUGUAGCAAAUAAAUCUCGUAAAAAGUGUUUAUUCUAAACUUUCAAUCAGUGCCACAUUUGCAUUUGUACGUAGUAGAAUUCUGUGUAGAAUUAGAGUUUGACUAGAUGUUAUUGUGUAUAUAGUUUUUUUUUGCAGGGAGAAAAAACAUUCUUUACAUUUUUGCCAUGCGUUUGUCAUUUCCUGACUUCAAAACCAACAGAAAUUGAAUGUGAAUGUAAUUAAUUACAUUAAUAACUAUGUAAUUAACUAUUUGUACAUAAUUACAUUGAAAUAUUAUAGCAAAGCAACAGUAAUAACUCUAGACUUCUAAGGCUUAUCAGCGUUGUGGACAGAGAAAGCGAGAGUCCCCUAUCAAAGCGCCAAAUGCAGAUGUAGUGUGAGGAGAAAGUGGCCAGUGAAUGUUUAGCCUGCCCUGUUUGGAGAGGUUGCGCUAGCCUCACGUCUUGCCCCGCUGGCCGGCUGUCUCAGUCGUGGGAAAGACUGAAAUUACAUCGCUCUCAGGGCUGGUUAUUUUCAGCCACGGCGAGAGCGGGAGAGGGCAGACGCUCGGUCCUCUGGCCCCCUCGAAACAGGACGGUCCUGUCAGCUCACGUCCCGGUAGCAGCCGCACAGCUGAGCGAGAAUGCUGUGUGCCACUUCCCCAGAUCUGGAGCCAGAUGACAACACAUCGUUCUACAUCCUGAAUGCUGGUCAGCCUCCAUUAGUGACCAACCAGUCCCUUGGCAUCCAGAGGCAUGGAGUCCAGCCGCACUCACAGCUCACUGCCACCUCUCCUCCCCUGCAGCCGCUCCUUAAACCCUAUGAGCCUAGCUACGAGUCCCAGGGCUCCAAGUACCCCCCUACUGGAGGGGGAGGGGUGGGGGGAGGUGGAGGCGGAGGGGGCCCGCCCAAGGCCUUUGAAUGCCCCAGCAUCCAGAUCACCUCCAUUUCUCCAAGCUGCCAGCAAGAGAUGGACGCGAGCGAGGACGAAAUGAGGGCCAAGGGUCCGGACGGGGAUUACCACGACAGACCCCUGUCUCGGGAUCACCUAUACCUGCCACUGGAUCACUCGUACCGGGAUUCGUCACUGAGCCCCAGCCCUUGUAGCAGCCUGUCGUCCCGCAGCUGGUUCUCAGACGCCUCAUCCUGCGAGUCUAUCUCGCACGUGUACGAUGAUGUGGAUUCAGAACUUAACGAAGCGGCGGCACGGUUCACACUCGGUUCACCUCUGACCUCGCCAGGCUGUUCGCCCCAGGGUGGCCCACUGGAGGAACCAUGGCAUCAGCAGCAGCAGCAGCAGCAUCAUCACCACCCAGCCUUUGCUCACUCGCUCUCUCACCCGCAUGCCCACUCCCUCUCACCCCGUGGGUCACCCUGCCACUCGCCGCGUACCAGCGUGACCGAUGAGAACUGGCUCAGCCCUCGCCCACCCUCGCGCCCCUCUUCUCGGCCCACGUCGCCCUGCGGCAAGCGACGCCACUCCAGCGCUGAUAUCUGCUACCCGGGCUCGCCCCAUCACUCACCGACUCCCACACCUGGACCCUCGCCCCGAGGCAGCGUCACUGAGGACACGUGGAUCGGGAGUCCCUCCAUGGGCAUGUCACCCUUCCAGUGCUGCCCUGCGGAUACUGACAUCCCCUCUAAGACCAGGAAGACGUCCCAGGACCGCACAGCCGUGAUGCAGCCCGGGAAGGGUGAGCUUGGUCUGGACGAUUCGGGGAAUGUGUCCCCACUGCUGGACUCACCGGCUGAGGAAGCCAUGCACGGUUUGAAGAAGGAUGGACCUGGGGAACAGUUUCUGUCUGUGCCCUCUCACUUCACCUGGAACAAACCCAAACCAGGACACACACCUAUAUUCAGGACGUCAUCCCUGCCCCCGCUGGACUGGCCCUUACCGAGCCAGUACGGUCAGUUUGAGCUGAAAAUCGAGGUCCACCCUAAAGCCCACCACCGAGCACACUACGAGACUGAGGGCAGCAGAGGAGCCGUGAAAGCAGCCUCCGGUGGACACCCCAUCGUCAAGCUCAUUGGCUACAAUGAGAAGCCCAUAAACCUGCAGAUGUUCAUCGGCACGGCAGAUGAUCGCUAUUUGAGGCCACAUGCUUUCUAUCAGGUCCACCGCAUCACAGGGAAAACGGUGGCUACGGCCAGCCAGGAAAUCAUAAUCGCUAGCACCAAGGUUCUGGAGAUUCCACUUCUUCCGGAAAACAACAUGUCUGCCAGUAUUGACUGUGCUGGGAUUCUGAAGUUGAGAAACUCAGACAUCGAGCUGAGGAAAGGAGAGACGGACAUUGGGCGUAAAAAUACCCGUGUACGCGUGGUGUUUCGAGUGCAUAUCCCGCAACCCAAUGGAAAAGUGCUCUCUUUACAAGCUGCCUCUAUCCCUGUAGAGUGCUCCCAGCGCUCGGCACUGGAAUUACCUCAGGUGGAGAAGGUCAGUUUGAGCAGCUGUCCUGUGAGUGGAGGAGAAGAGAUGGUCAUCACGGGUUCCAACUUCUUUCCUGAGUCGAAGGUCAUCUUCCUGGAGAAAGGCCCUGAUGGACGACCACAGUGGGAGGUGGAGGCGAAGAUUAUUCGUGAGAAAAGUCAAGGAUCAAGUAUUGUGGUGGAAGUACCGCCAUACCACAGCAAGACCGUCACCUCUGCUGCACAGGUACAGUUCUACGUGUGCAACGGGAAGCGGAAAAGGAGCCAAUCACAACGAUUUACCUACUUGUCAGUUCUGGUUAAGCAGGAGCACAGAGACGAUUUGGAACCCCCUGCCGUCCCGCCUAUGCCCAUGCCCCUGGCGCAUGCCACCAGUCUGGUCCGUUCUCAGCCGCUGUCCUCCCCAGAGCACUCCCACCCGCAGGACGGCCUUCUGUCCAGCUCCCCACGCGCCCUGGCCCCCGGCCUGCACCCACUGCAGGCACCCUGUGCCCCUAUGGGCUCCCCCACCUUUCCCCACCUGCCUCCUCACCUUCAGGUCCGAGGCCUCCACCCACCUCCAGAAUGCCAGAUGCCCUUCCACCCGGCCCCAACAGCAUCCUACCCGCCUCUCCAGCACAGCUUGCCCUUUAACGGUCAGCCUGGUCUUCCCAUGCCUGGCACCACUUCCCCUCAGGCCUACGAGCGCAUGCCAUUUCAGCCCGAUCCAGCCGGGUGUCACCCUCUCGGGAUGGGGAUGAUUUAUGGGCCCCCUGUUUCGGCCCCGGCCUCUGGAGUAGGGGGUCCAGCCUCAAGUCCUAGCCAUGUAGCAUGUACUGGCAAUAGCCAGCCCAUGGCCCACUCUACCCCUCACCUUCACUCUCUGGGCUACCACUGUCCCACUCCAGGUCAGCUGCCCCCUUCGCCCACUCAUGCCCUCGCACAACCGGCCUCACAGCUCCAGCGACCACUUGGCUAUCACCCGGCUGGUCAGCGCUCUGCCUCCUGCCCCACGCCCUCCAGUGCCCCCGUCCAGAUGGUGCCUUCGCCCCACUCUGGCCCUUCCUCGCCCCAGCUCCACUCAUUGCCCUACCAGUCUCCCACCUCGCCUUCACCAACCAGCAGCCCCCUGGGCCCCCUGUCCCACUCAGGACAGCCCUCACCCCAGGCCAGCAGCCCCGUCCUCACUGGGCUGCCAGCCACCAGUCCUCUUGUGCAUCCUUUGGCGCAGCAGCAGCAAGGCCCAUUCCCUGCGGAGGGAGAAAGGCUGAACAUUAAGCAGGAACCUGAGGACAGAGAGCUUACCUUCCGCUCCAUUGGCCUGCAGGAUAUUACACUGGAUGAUGUGAAUGAAAUCAUUGGCAGAGACAUGUCUGAGGCUCCGGGGGUUCAUGGCACCUCAACGGCACACAGUCAGUCCUAGCCCACCGCCUGCUGCUCUGUUCCAGGCAGCAGAGUGUGUGAGCAGCCCUGCGGAGCUGUGGACUCAGUCAGACGCAGCCACAGCGCUUCCAUCCACACAUCCAGCCAGGCCACACAUGGCACAGGGACGUCUCGCCCCUCGCUGGCAUCCAGCUGGGCCAAGACUCCCCCUUCGCCUCCUCUGGACCCACCAGGCAUGAAGAGAGAUGUCAUAAGAAGACUUCUGGGGGAGAGAGAGCUCACACACACACACAAACACAAACAUUCAGGAUAAUAUUGGUAUGUGGUUGUUCCUAACAUGCAUAUUUCUCAGUACGUAGCUUGAAUAAGUCGAGUCUCUCGCUCUCUCUGCUUGUUUUUUUACAGUAGUUCUCAGGCUUUUUCUUCAAACGGCAAAGAUGUUUCGGAUCAGCCAUCGUAUGAAAACGAGCAAACUAUGCAGCCCAUGAUCCUUAUAACUAGCGUAUGCAAUAUAAACCCACAGUUGCAUCAACCAUAAUGGCAGAAUAUGUGUAGAUGCUGGUGUCUGGGAUUGAGUUGGAAUGGAUGGAACGGAAUUCAAGAGGAAUCAACCCUCACUUUUUGCCCCUUUAACCAGCCUAAGCGCGCCCUCUUGAAAUCAGCACAGUCUGGUGGCGCCCUCUGGAGGACAAGCCAGAGCGUUGCGGACGUGUGAAUAAUAUGCAACAUUCCACACAUUUCUAGUGUCCUUUUUGAGCUGUAGAUAUGAUCCCCUCUUUCUCCUCUUCAGGUUGAACAAAUGCCUUAUAAACUUAGCAGCUUGGAUUGACUGAAAAAAAGUUUUGAGUAUAGAUGUUCUUGUUUCUUUUCUCCUUCCUCAGUCUAUUUUUUUCUUCUUCUUGAGGCUGAAUUUUGUGCUGAGGACAUGGUCUAAAUGUUCUCAAUCAGGUUUGAGUGUCCCAUUUGGAGUCAAGCUAUUCUGCGAGUGUGAUCAAGUGUGUCGGUCAAAUAUAACUCCUACAGCGCAAUAUGUACAAACUAAAUCGAAUAGUUUCUAAAGACGUCUAUACUUCAGUAGAAAUGCAUAGAAACAGAUGAAUCGAUUUAUUCAGUAAGCUGAUAACUCCAGUGUGCCUUUCAAAUGACAAUCACGCUCAGAUCUAUAACAGAAACAGUCCAGAUAGCAUCUUUAUUUAAUGUUUUUUCAACGGUGGCCAUAUUGAAGUGGUUGGGAAAGCUCUUUCUCUUGGUCCUGCAAAAGGCUGCAUUUCUACAAUCUUGACAAUCAACAGCUAUCUACUCUUCAGUAUGCUUUCCUAAAUGCUGUGAGACACAAAGUUGAACUUUGUGUCCCAAAUGGACAUUGGAACAAGUGAAACCACAUUUUCGAGUCCAGCCAUUUUGUUUUAUAGUGGUAGCCAAAAAAGAUAGAUCUGAUUGUGAAGGGAAAUUCCAUCGAUUUUUCAAAAUGUCUGCUUAAUUCAAACAUUAAGACACAAAGUCACUCUGAGUAGUUUAAUGUGAAAUGCUCAGUUCUGGAGAAACUUGCAAAAGUGGAAAGAAAAUGCUGGAUGUUACUAAUGCAGACAUCUUAGUAGUCACAAAUUUCAUGUGUAUGUAUAUAAGUAAAAUGCCUGAAACCAUUUUAAACAUGACCCCACAUAAGAACACAGCUUUGUUUAACAACCAGCUCAACAUACUGAUUACAGGCUAACAGGCUAAUAUAUAAUGUUCAGAGUGCAACAUAAAAAGUACAACAUAAUGUUUCCUGAAUCUUAGAAGCUUCAAAUGUCCACAGAUUACCUAAAAACAGGGUAGGUAAUCAACAGCAAAGUAUAGCAACUCUAGCUUGGUGCUAAUGUAACAUUGAAAACCUCAUUAAAGAGCUAACAAAGGUUACCAGUAGUGUGGUGGCGUUAUUUGGAUAAAAGGCUGCUUAUAGAGUGGAAGUUUCUACCUUAAACACUGCUGUAAUGUAUGCUUAGUUAAUGACAAAUACAGAGGGGAAUCAUAACAAAGGCUGUUUUGCCACCCAAACCAAACUUUGGUUUCCAGAUUUAGCUGUUUUACCAUAAUCAGCAUUAUAUGUAAAAACACAGAAGAUACAUGUAGGUUUACUGCUUGUUUUAUAUAGUAAAUAAAUUGGUUGUAGUUGUGCUGUAAACAUUGUGAUUCCUGGUUCUUAUCAGCACCAGCUGGUAAGUUUCUCUACUAUGAACCAUUUCACAUCAGACUGCUCUGAAUGACUUUGUUUACAUCUCAGAGAUUGAGGUGGAAUUUGGUGGAAUUCUCCUUUAUAUAAAGCAUUGUACUAUUUUGAUUGCAAAUCCAGUGAAAAUCAGUGUUUGUGCUUACAAGUGGACAUGCAGCAAGUAUAGCCCAAAGUAAGAGAAAAAUUCAAGGAUUAAUGGGAUAGAGACUGGUCUCAAACUCUAGAUGAAUUGAUUGGGUGCUAUCUUUCUGUAAGAUAUGUAUUUUUAGCGUAAUACCAUAACUGGGGUUUGACAGAAACAAAUUUAUGAAGAACUGUAUUGGCUCCUUGCCUUAAAAGCUUUGAUUUGAAAGUAAUAACUAUUGUGUGUAUAUUUUUCUAUUGUAAACUGGUAAAGCCACUUAAUAGGGUUUUUUUGGGGUCUUUGAGACUAAGCCGUAUUAAUGACUGUUGUUAUAAGUUGAAACAUGGAAAAGAGAAUGAAAAAGAUCUGCUAUGCACUAAAAACCUGCCUGUUGCCUUUGAAAAAAAUAAACAAACUAAAAAAGAAAACCUUGAUGCCUCUAGACAUAGAUGCUGUAGGGAAGCUUAGCUGUAGCUUAGUAUGCCAGACGUUCUUUUUCUACAUCCGAGAACUGUGUGUGUGUGUGAGUGUAAUCCUGCCUUUUAAAGGACUAGAGUGAGUGUCUUAAGAGUGUAUGUGUGUGUAACUGUUCUUUAAAUUCGUUCAGUUUCAGUGGUGAGAAAAGCACAUGGAUGAAUUUAGGCUAUGCAAGGAGACAGACAGUAACGUGAUGAUGCAAUAUUUGGCAUCGACUAAAAAUAGCAGAUAUGUUUGAUAUUCAGCUCUUGCAUUUAUACAUAAUAUAUAUAAAUAUAUAUAUAUAUAUAUAUAUAUGUGUAGUUUUGUUGGUGUAUGUAAACCCAUGUAGUACCAGGUGAUUUCAAUGCCACUUAUUUAAUUUAAACUAUCAAAUAUACAGUAGGAAAGCCUUAACUCGUGUAUGAUAUACAGAUGUGUUUGAAUGUUUGGGUUUGAUUUAGGAGUAGCAUUUUAAAAAAAUCAUCCGCAAUAGGAGGGCAAAACGGAAAACAUGGAAAUUCCGGGACUAAAACCAGGGCUCCCAUCAAGCACCUACUUUUCGUCCUGUUCUUCAAAACCAAAGAGCGAACAAUGUGUUCCCAUUUUACAUACAGAUGACAACACAGACUCUACAACUCUAUUUUUGAUACUUUGAAAUCAUGGAUGUCAUUCCUAAAGUCGGGGGGAAUAUG
Molecule: messenger RNA, 8202 nt
Organism: Colossoma macropomum (tambaqui)
Lineage: Eukaryota; Metazoa; Chordata; Actinopteri; Characiformes; Serrasalmidae
Gene: nfatc3a
Product: nuclear factor of activated T cells 3a
Exons: 10
Coding region: 1570-4755 (1061 amino acids)
Biological process (GO): cytokine production; calcineurin-NFAT signaling cascade; regulation of transcription by RNA polymerase II
Cellular component (GO): transcription regulator complex
Molecular function (GO): transcription factor binding; DNA-binding transcription factor activity, RNA polymerase II-specific; RNA polymerase II cis-regulatory region sequence-specific DNA binding
Source: RefSeq, a predicted model, not a curated record